GUGUGGAUUUUUAUUAUAUAUAACUUCCUGUUUUGUUUCUUUGGAACAGGAAGCUGUCUAAGGAUAUUUCCAAACGCGCGUUUAUUUCAGUUUACCGCAAUUCAUUGUUUCAACAUAAAAGUAAGCGUGUGUAGUAAAUUUCAAAAACUUUUGUUAAUCUCAAAGGCGAACAACAGGACCAGCACGAAAACAAUGCCGCCAAAGAAUGCAAAAGGCAAGGCAGAAAGCGUAAGUAAACACCCAGAAGUACAUGUGUCGAAAAAGACAAAUUAUAGUAAGAAAGGGGAAACAAAAGAUGAAAAAAGCAACGAACAUAACAUCACAUCACGUGGGCCUACUCAAGACGACAAACAGGGAGAUAAAACAAAGACAAAAGAUAAUGCUGGCCAGGAACACACGGGCACAAUUAAAACUGAGGCUAUGGAAACGGAUAGUUCAAGCGGAACUGAAGAAGAGGACCAAUUGCCGGAAAAAAAUUGCACCGAUACGAAGAAGGCGGACAAUGACUCAUCGAAACGUCCAAAGCUUGAGGACAGAGGUUCGCAUGGCCGCAGUGAUGGUAAACACAAACAGCAGACGUCCGAUGGUACAAGCCAAGAGACGCAACCUCGGGAAGCAAGCGGCGGAAUUCAACAGCAGGCCAUGCUGCAAAUGCAGCGCGCAGCUGAAGCGAGCAAGCAGAUGUUGUACGGUGUAUACGGAAAUUUCGUUUCCAUUCUGGAAGAAUACGAGGCAAGGACGCAGAAGACGAAAGCUGCGAGAUCGAAUAUUGCUUUGCCUGACCAAUCAAAAAAGUCUGUGGAUGACGUACAGAGCAUCGUGCAGACGCAACUGCUGCUGUUUGAAACCCAGCAACGGGCAUGUCCAAAGGAAGUCAGUCAGAGCGUGAACAAAGAACUGAGGAAGAAAACACUUCAUUGGGCUGCCGUCCGAGAGGAGAAACAUAUGAAACCAAAUGACACUGACAAAUACAUUUGUCAAUUGUACGAAGUUUUGGUGAAGGGUAAAACAAAGCACGAGAUUCUCGAGAAACCCAGCAAACCUGUCUCAGCCGCGACAAUCAAGGAAAACGUAAAGCACAUCUUCAAAGGCAAAAAUGACGCCAUGGAAAUUGACCAACAAUUUAAACAAGACGACAAGAAGAAAGCGACAAGCCCUGAAACCCGCCGGUCUGAACUGGAUGAUGCCUACGAAAAAGGUGCAAAACGGAUGAAAGUAACUAGACCAGACCUUAAAAAGGUUCUUGACAAUGACGUUAAGGAGUUCCUGGACGAUGGUUUCGACAAUAUUCGUUAAAUAAAAACCUGUAUAAUAGUGUAAAUCACAAACAUUGUAAUGUAUUAUACUUAUAUGUGUGAGUAUCGGACGAUUAUGAAUUUUUAAAUAAUUUAACAUGUCGUGCUUGUGCUCAUGCAACAAUUGCUGAAUAGGUUGAUACUCGCCUUCUGUAAUUAUGUUUUAUGUGAUUCCUUUUUGUUUUCGUUUAAUAAUAACCACCUUUCGUGUUUUUUUAUGAUUUUACGUUUGCUAAAUUUGAUGUUUUUCUUAUAUUUUAAAUAAGGCUAUAUUGUAUGUCACAUCUAUAAGACAUUCGUUUUAUUGACAUUAUUCAACCCUUGUGAUUCUUUUUUGAUUACAACACAUGAUAAAUUAAACUAUUCAAUUAAAAAAAGUUAUUCUUGAAA
Molecule: messenger RNA, 1685 nt
Organism: Dreissena polymorpha
Lineage: Eukaryota; Metazoa; Mollusca; Bivalvia; Myida; Dreissenidae
Exons: 6
Coding region: 193-1296 (367 amino acids)
Source: RefSeq, a predicted model, not a curated record